Prorocentrum cordatum is the source of this 1474-nucleotide messenger RNA. NCBI's taxonomy places the organism in Eukaryota, Dinophyceae, Prorocentrales, Prorocentraceae. The record is from the annotation of a GenBank genome assembly.
GCGAGAAGAAGAAGAAGCGCCGCCACCACUCCCACGCGCCGGACGCAGCGGCUCGGAGGGCGGAGCGGCGCUUGGAGGUCGAGCGCGAGAGGGCUACCCGCACCUGCGCGUGCCCUCCGUGGUUGCCGCAUUCGGAGUCGUGCAGACGCCGGGUGUGCCUUCGGAGCGACACCCCCUUGGUCUUCAAGGCCGAGGUGGAAGAGAAGCCGGCUGAGGAGGAGGUCGACUGGUCGCCGGACGAGAAGCCGGACGACGAGACAGAAGCUGAGCUGGAGCCCCCGCCGAGGCAACCCGGCCGACGACCUACGGCGACGACCAUGGCGGCAGGAAGCGGCAGCGGUGACAGCAGCGCGCUCGCGCGGCGCCAGCCGCGCAUCUUCGGCGCAGCCCCCCACCACUACAGACAGGGCACCGCCGUGGCGUCUACCGAGACACCGCCGUGGUGGAGCCCAGAACUAGAGCACGACGCGGCGUACCCGCACACCAUCACGGAAUGGACGCGGGACGUGCGACGGUGGAUGGCGGCUACCAAGCUCAGCGUGGAGCGCCAAGGGCCCAUGCUGAGCCUCGCCCUCGGCACGACGGCGCGGACCAUCGCAGACGAGGUCUCGGUGGAAAUCCUGCAGCACGGCGCGGUGCUGGACCUCGGUGACGGGCGGGGCGCUGUGGCGAGGACAGGAGUGGAUGUCCUCUUGGCGGCGCUGCUCGCCAAGUUCCCUUCCGACCCAGAAGCGCAGAUGCUCCGCACAGGGCUGGAAUUUUUCAAGUUCACGCCGAGCCGCGACGAGGACCUGCGGAGCAUGUUCCUGAGGUUCGACCUCCUAUUGGACCGUGCGAACCUGCACGCUGAGCUUGGGAUUUCGGUCCCUUUCCGGACGUGGAUGCUCCUCUCGCUCCUGCGCCUGCCAGCGCGCAAAUGGGCAGAGAUCCUGCGCGAGUGCGACCGCAGGCUCCCCAGGACGGAGCAGGAGUACCAGCUGGUCAAGGCAAGGCUUCUCCGAGACCGAGCGAUCGAGGAGAACGUGUCGACUUUCCAGCCGGGCAGGGCUGGGGCGCCAGGCGUGUACUUCGCGGACGCCGACGAGGACCCGCUGCCGCUGUACCUGGCCAUAGCGGCCGGCAGCACCGACGGAACGGCAGCUCGCCCCGUCCAGCGCGCUGCGAUCGGAAACGGUCAAAGCAGCGAGGCGGCCCAGGACGUCUUCUUCGACCUCGGACAAGCGGCGGGCGACGACGACGGCGAGACGUGCUGGAGCACUGACACCGAGUGGUGGGAGCGGGAAGCCGCCGAGGACCCGUGGCCGGCCGACCGCCUGGAGGCGGAGCAGAGCGCGGCCGCAGGCGACCCCCUCUACCUCACCCAGGUGUGGUGGGCCGCGCGGACGGCAGAGCGCCGGUACCGUGCCGCGGCUGGCCGGUUCGCUCCCAAGCACAAGACCAAGCAGAGCCACGUCGGCGUCAAGCGCUACACCAA